CAGAUCAUCAAACCCUAAAUCCCCCAACAAAAACUUUCCUCUUUCUUCUCGUUCAUCUCCUCCUCCUCCUAUUGGACUUGGCCACACACCAACCACAUCGGGCAAUAAUCUCUCUCUUUUUAAUUCCUUCUCCUCCUACCCUUCUUCACUUUCCCGAGAGAAAAAUUGGAACACUUUUUAUCUUCUUCGGAGCUGAAAUUGAGAGAAUUUUUUUAUAUCUGUGUCUCUGUCGGAGAGAAGGAGAGGACGUGUCUUUGCAUCUUUGUCUGACUCUUUCUCUAUAAUUUAGCUGAUAAAACAAUGGGAACAAGCGAAGAAAAGACGCCUUCUAAACCAGCAUCCUCAACACAGGUUGCUCAUCAUUCUCCUCUCCUUCUUCUUCUCCGUUCGUUUUAUAUUUGUAUCUUCAUGUGUGUUGACUUUUCAUGCAUCUACCUACCACUUGUUUCGCAGGACAUUCCUCCCACACCAUAUCCAGACUGGUCAAACUCAAUGCAGGCUUAUUAUGGAGGAGGAGGUACUCCGAAUCCUUUUUUCCCAUCUCCUGUUGGAUCUCCUAGUCCUCACCCUUACAUGUGGGGUGCUCAACACCAUAUGAUGCCACCUUAUGGGACCCCGGUUCCGUACCCAGCCAUGUAUCCCCCAGGGGCGGUUUACGCUCAUCCUGGCAUGCCCAUGCCUCCUGCUUCUGCUCCAACCAACAAGGAGACGGUGAAAGAACAAGCCCCUGGCAAGAAGUCAAAAGGGAGCUUGAAAAGAAAGGGUGAAGGAGGUGAGAAGGCGCCUUCUGGUUCUGGGAACGAUGGUGUAUCUCACAGUGAUGAAAGUGUCACAGGAGGUUCAUCUGAUGAAAACGAUGAGAAUCCUAACCACCAGGAGCAAGGUUCAGUUGGGAAGCCUAGCUUUGGACAAAUGCUAGCGGAUGCAAGUUCUCAGAGUAAUACUACUGGUGAGAUCCAAGGUUCAGUUCCCAUGAAGCCGCUGGCUCCUGGGACUAAUCUGAAUAUGGGAAUGGACUUAUGGUCUUCCCAGGCUGGUGUACCUGUGAAGGAUGAAAGAGAGCUCAAGAGGCAGAAAAGGAAACAAUCUAACCGUGAAUCCGCCAGGCGGUCCAGACUAAGGAAGCAGGCGGAAUGCGAGCAGCUUCAGCAGAGAGUAGAGAGUUUGACUAGUGAGAAUCAAAGCCUGAGAGAUGAGUUACAGAGACUCUCUGGAGAAUGUGAGAAGCUCAAGACUCAGAACAGUUCUAUUCAGGAUGAGUUGGUAAGAGUGCAUGGACCAGAGGCCGUAGCUAAUCUAGAACAGAAUGAUGCUGGCUCUAAAGACGGUGAAGGAACAGAUUAACAAACUUAGGAGACAUGCAACUUGAUAACGUAUUAUAAAAAACUUAUUUGUAAACCAGUCUGAAGUUAUUUGAGAUUUACGUGACCAUGAUGACCAUACAACCAUUUGACGUUUUGUGUAAUAGUGAUUACCAUACUUGAUGUUACACUUGUUUGUUUUAUUAGUCUUCAUGAUCGGAUUCAGAUU
Brassica rapa (field mustard) is the source of this 1530-nucleotide messenger RNA. RefSeq names its product G-box-binding factor 1. NCBI's taxonomy places the organism in Eukaryota, Viridiplantae, Streptophyta, Magnoliopsida, Brassicales, Brassicaceae. The record is from RefSeq and is a predicted model, not a curated record. Gene Ontology annotation, cellular component: nucleus. Gene Ontology annotation, biological process: regulation of DNA-templated transcription. Gene Ontology annotation, molecular function: sequence-specific DNA binding; DNA-binding transcription factor activity.